AUGGACUGUAGAUGCACCUACUCCCUAAGAGUAACCAAAUGCUGGAUUUCGCUGACGGCUCAGCUAGUCCAAGCGACUUCCCAGGAGUCCUUCAAGAGGAAACCUGAUAUGUUCUUAAAGACUAAGAAUCCAAUCUCUAUAAUGUCUAAGGGAAUAACAUUGUGUGGCCAACAAAUUGCCCAAGUUAUUGGUCAAAAAAUUAGAUCAGAUGUGGCUUAUUUAAAAUCAAACUUCAACAUUUCUCCCAAAUUGGUCGUUAUUGAAGUUGGUAAUCUACCUCAGUCAAAGUUGUACAUAACGCAAAAAUCCAAAUUUGCAGAAAAGUAUGGCAUACUUUUGUCUCACAUGCGAUUUCCAUCACAUAUACCUGAGUCAGUGCUUUUAGAUUACGUUUAUAAGUUGAAUUCUGAUUCAUCAGUGCACGGUAUCACUUUACAAUUACCGUUUGAUUCCGAUUCAAAUAUUAAUGUUACUAAUUCACUGAAUGCUGUUGCUACUCUCAAGGAUGUUGAAGGUCUAAAUGCUUAUAAUACAGCUGUAUUAAGUCGUGGGGAUAUACUAUGUCCUCACUGUGAAAACGUAAAACAACAGCAUGUUCAUAUACCUUGUACAGCAGCCGCAUGCUAUGCUUUUAUUCGUCAUGUUAAUUUUCCUAUAAUUGGUUCACGCUGUGUAAUCAUUGGUGGUGGUCGUCUUGUUGGAGCACCCACAGCGGACUUGUUGUCACGGUCGUGCGGUGCAACAGUUAUACAAUGUCAUAUACAGUCAAAUAAUAUUAACGAAGAAAUUAAGCGAGGUGAUGUUGUCAUCUCAGCAGUUGGACAUCCAAGAUUAAUAAAGGGUGAAUGGAUUAGACCAGGAGCAUUGGUAAUUGAUUGCGGCUAUUCUGUUCUGAAUGAUCCUCAAAAUCCAAACAAAUCACGAUGUGUCGGUGAUGUAGAAUUUGAAACAGCUAUAGAAAACGCGAAGUGGAUUACACCAGUUCCAGGUGGUGUUGGUCCAGUUUCAAUCGCUAUGUUAUUUCGUAAUACUGUGAAUAGUGCUAAAUGGUCUGUAGGAUUAAAUAAUUCCAUAUGUUCUUGUCCAAAUUAUUGUGAAAAUGAUAUCCUAUCUAAAGAGCUUGUCGAUAGAAAAGUGUCUACAUAA
Messenger RNA from Schistosoma intercalatum, 1146 nucleotides. Lineage: Eukaryota; Metazoa; Platyhelminthes; Trematoda; Strigeidida; Schistosomatidae. The record is from the annotation of a GenBank genome assembly.